UGCGUAAAGAAUUUUUUCUUCCAAUCAAAUAUAUAAAUUUGGGGUCGCCGGAUUAAAAUGAUUAUUCCACGCUAUCUGAGAAUAUCAGGGUCCGAUCAAAAUCGCACGCAACAUAACACAGAAGGCUUAAUCUCUCUCAUUUUCCCCCAAAUUGAAAACCCUAAUUCUUUCUGUUCUCUCCAAUUUCGUUUUCGCGAGGAGGGUUGUGUAAACGCAAUCGAAGCACAAUGGUUUUCUAUUUCAAAGCCCGCCCCGACGUUGGCGAUUACACCAUUUUCAUGGGUCUCGACAAGUACGAGAACGAGGAGCUCAUCAAAUACGGCUUCCCCGAGGAUAUUUGGUUCCACGUGGACAAAAUGUCGUCUGCCCAUGUUUAUGUGAGACUGCAAAAAGGUCAGACCAUUGAUGAUAUAAGUGAAGGGUUGCUGGAGGAUUGUGCUCAGCUUGUCAAAGCAAAUUCCAUUCAAGGAAACAAGGUAAACAACAUUGAUGUUGUUUAUACGCCUUGGUCCAAUUUGAAGAAAACUGCUUCCAUGGAUGUUGGUCAAGUUGGUUUUCAUAACCCCAAGAUGGUCCGAACUGUAAGGGUUGAAAAACGGAUCAAUGACAUUGUCAAUAGAUUGAACAGGACUAAAGUGGAAAGAAAGCCUGAUUUGAAAGCCGAACGUGAAGCAGUGAAUGCAGCUGAAAGAGCUGAGAGAAAGCAACACCUGAGAGAAAAGAAGCGGCGCGAGGAACUGGAUAGGUUAGAAAAAGAGAGGCAAGCGGAGCUAAGGAGCUACAAGGGUUUGAUGGUGUCGGAGAAGAUGACAUCUAACAAACAGAUUGCAGCAACAAGCAAAUCACUACAAGAGCUGGAGGACGAUUUCAUGUGAUCGAACAUUUAAUCAGUACAAAUGCUGCUAAAAAAGAGCCAGCUAAAACUUGCUCUUCUGUAGAGAAGGCCAUCAUCUGCCAUUCAAGUUAGUGGUUCUUGGCCCAAAAGUUGUCCUCUCGUGAGUGAUUAAAUUGUCUUAGUCUGAAUAUUCAACUUGUUUAUGUCUACUUGUUGAUGACUAUACAAAAAGGAAAUUGCUGUGCCUUUUCAAGAGAGCGGAGAAAUGGUGUUCUCUAACUUGUAAUUACUUGUUAAAUGAUGAUAAGUUAGCUCAUUUUGGCCUACAGUGUGAGAGAAAGCUGCUUUUUUCUUUUGGGUAUGAA
Momordica charantia (bitter melon) is the source of this 1200-nucleotide messenger RNA. Its product is annotated as coiled-coil protein. Lineage: Eukaryota; Viridiplantae; Streptophyta; Magnoliopsida; Cucurbitales; Cucurbitaceae. The record is from RefSeq and is a predicted model, not a curated record.